UCAUGGCUGAUUAGUUACGCCAUGGUGCACGAAUGUGUGGGUGAGGACCCCCAAGCAAACUCAAGCUUAGCGGCGAUCCGCGCUCGACUUCUUCUAGACAAGUAUGGAAGUCCGUGAUUUUGGAGAACCUGCAACAUACAAAGUGAACGGUUAAGGCUGUCCAGCCAAUCAGAGAAGAUCAUUUGAUUCCCAGCCCUACCGUUAAUAUUUCGCGUGCCAUUGAAAACCUUAUAAAGAAAAAGGAAAAUCCGUCUAGCAAGCCGAGCACUAACUUCAUGGAAACGCCUUCAGGUUAGAUUUGCAUUUACUAAAAACAAAAAAUAAAAAAAUAAAAUAAAAUAAAGGAGAACCUCAAACAAAAAGAUCAUUAGUCUUUUUUUUUUUUUUUUUGCCUGUGCAUUGAAGACACAAACUCUCAGGUCUUCACUGCCUCGCACAGCCUGCUGGGUGAAAGGUACUCUGGUAUUGAAGAUGAGUGCGUUUGACCUCCUGAGGUUGCUGCCCUUGAACAUGACCCUGCGCCUGUGCCUCGACUGGCCAGUUUGCAACCGUACGGCGGCGUCGCUCGGCAACCUCUCGGACGCCCUGGACUUGUACGCUCCCGGCGACGGGUCGCCGUGGUUGCGCGCCGCGGUCGCUACGGUGUACUUCGCGGUCUCGGCGGUGGGGCUGGCGGGCAACGCCGCGGUGCUGUGCCUCCUCCGCGCCAGAGGGGGCGCCGCCGCCAAGGGCACCGUCAACUUCUUUGUGCUGAACCUGGCGGCAACGGACCUGCUGUUCUCGGCGGCCAUGGCGCUGUGGGCGGCGGAGGCGGCGCUGGACUACCACUGGCCCUUCGGCGGCUGCGCCUGCAAGGCGGCCUCCUUCCUCACCUCGCUCAACCUCUUCGGCAGCGUCUUCUUCCUGGCCGCCAUGAGCGUGACGCGCUACUGCAGCGUGGCCUCCGCCCUGGCGCCGGGCGGGGGGGCGGGGGCGGGCCCGCGGGGCGAGUGCGCGGCCCGCCUGGCCGCCGCGCUCAUCUGGGCGGGGUCCGUGCUGGCCGCCGCCCCCAGGGCGGCCUUCGCGGAGGUGACGGAUGUGGGCGGUGACCGGGUGUGCCUCCUCCACUUCCCCAACGGCACCUUCUGGCUGGGCCUGCACCACCUCCUGCGGGUGGUGGUGGGCUUCCUCCUCCCCUACGCUGUCAUCCUCCUGUCCUACCUGCUGCUGCUCCGCUUUCUGUGUAACCACGGCGACCCCGGGCGUCGCCGCCGGGCCCGGGUCUCCCGCUCGGUCGCCGUGGUGAUCCUGGCCUUCUGCGUCUGCUGGCUGCCCAACAACAUCCUGACCUUCUGGGGCCUGCUCAUACACCUGGACGCGGUGAAGUGGAGCUCCGCCUUCUACCUGGCUCACACCUACGUCUUCCCGCUCACCUCCUGCCUGGCCCAGGUCAACGGCUGCCUCAACCCCGUCCUGUACUGCCUGAUGCACCGGGAGCACCGGCGGGCCCUGAGGGGCCUGCUCUGCGGGGCCAAACUCUCUGCCGGGCGACGGGUCGCCCUGCAGCUCCACAGCCUGGGGGGCCGGAGCGGGGCCAAGCCCUUCCCCGGCCCCCCGCCCUCCACCAGCCUCACCGGGGACCCCAGCCCCAAGAGCUCGGGCCUGCUCAACGGCUAGAGCUGGGAGGGGGAUUCACAAACUCAGACACACACAUACCAAGCUCACAUACACACACACACAUACACACACACACACCAAACUCACAUAUACACACACACAUACCAAACUCUCAUAUACACACAUACACAUACCAAACACACACACACACAUACCAAACUCUCAUAUACACACACACACACACACACAUACCAAGCUCACAUAUACACACACACACACAACUCACAUACACACACACACAUACCAAACUCACAUAUACCCACACACACACACAUGCAUACAUACACAUGCACACACGUUCACACACAUACACAACACAUACACACAUGUACACGCACAUACACACACAUGCACACACACGUACACACACACACACUCUGUAUCCAUUUCCUAGCCUAUAUUUCUUCUAUAGACAUUACAUGAUUUCCAGAUCUUUUAUCAGCUGAGUUUUUUUAUUUGACUUUUAAAAAAAUGUUACUUUUACAAUAUAUAACUGGCUGUUUUUUGAACUAUAGUCUGUAAAGUGGCUGUACUACAACAGUAUAUUUAACUGAUUGACUGACUUAUUAAUUAAAGGCGAUUAAUUGGUAAUAUGUGCUCUGAAAACGCGAUUAGUUUGUAAAUUAUGUAAUGUAUAUGUAGGUGACUUGCAAAUUAGUGAAAUGUAAUGAAAUAGUAUAAUAAUUUUUCUUUCUGGGGGGUUGAGCCGUGUUUUGUUGGACUGGGAGGUCUGAAGUGUUCUACUGGUCCGAUAUUCAAUUUCCUGCUACGUUUGCAGAUGCUGGACGAAGACCCGCCGUAAAAAUAUCACCGGCGUCAGACAGCCACGGCAACAAGGAAGGGAAAUUGGGUGGUUUUAUAACCGCCAACCGACGCUUCCAUUCCCAGCCGAUAUGAAUUCGUAUGAACUUGGCCACGUGCAGGCUAAUGUUUUAACGGUCCGUUUUCAAAUACCGUCAAUUAAGGUGACGUAUGCAUCUUCUGUUACAGAAUUUCAUGCCAUCUUUUGCUCCGUUUAACUCAAUUUAUACAUUCAUUCGUUAAUUUAUGGGUGAUUCAGUUAUUUUAUGCUCUUUGUCGUGUGAUUAUGCAAAAAAAAAAGUGUCGUUUUGAUUUUUGAAUAAAUGCGAUUCAACGCACACCGUCUGUUCUGGGUGGAGUGCAUU
Anguilla rostrata (American eel) is the source of this 2822-nucleotide messenger RNA. Its product is annotated as relaxin-3 receptor 1-like. The record is from RefSeq and is a predicted model, not a curated record. NCBI's taxonomy places the organism in Eukaryota, Metazoa, Chordata, Actinopteri, Anguilliformes, Anguillidae. Gene Ontology annotation, molecular function: C-C chemokine receptor activity; C-C chemokine binding. Gene Ontology annotation, cellular component: membrane; external side of plasma membrane. The transcript has 2 exons. Bases 472 to 1656 code for a protein of 394 amino acids. Gene Ontology annotation, biological process: calcium-mediated signaling; cell chemotaxis; positive regulation of cytosolic calcium ion concentration.